CCCCACGUGCGGCACAGCAAUGGCGGCCCCCGUGAGGGCCGGGAGCGUGGCCCCGGUGCCCGCCAGAGCCCGAGCCCCCGUGCGACACGUGGCACAGCAGAUCCCCGAGGAGAUCCUUGGAAACUCGGAGCUGCAGGAGGCAGUGAAGGCCCUGCCCCCAAACUACAACUUCGAGAUCCCCAAGACCAUCUGGCGGAUCCGGCAGGCUCAGGCCAGGAAGGUGGCCCUGCAGAUGCCAGAAGGGCUCCUCAUGUUCGCCUGCACCAUCGCGGACAUCAUUGAGCGGUUCACGGGCGCAGAGGCCGUGGUGAUGGGUGAUGUGACCUACGGCGCGUGCUGCGUGGACGACUACACGGCCCGGGCCUUGGGCGCUGACUUCUUGGUGCACUAUGGACACAGCUGCCUAAUUCCCAUCAACUCCACUCAGGGGCUGAAGAUGCUCUAUGUGUUUGUGGACAUAAAGAUCGAUGCAUCCCAUUUCCUUGAGACCAUUCGCUUCAACUUCGUGGCAGGUGCCUCCCUGGCCCUCGUCAGCACCAUCCAGUUUGUCUCCACGCUGCAGGCAGCGUCACAGGAGCUGCGCUCCCAGUACAAGGUGUGUGUGCCCCAGUGUAAGCCACUGUCCCCAGGAGAGAUCCUGGGCUGCACAUCGCCCCGGCUCGCCAAGGACACGGAUGCCAUUGUGUAUUUAGGUGACGGGCGCUUCCACCUGGAGUCCAUCAUGAUUGCCAACCCGGGGAUACCUGCAUACAGGUAUGACCCCUACAGCAAGGUGUUCUCCCAGGAGCACUACAGCCACGAGCGCAUGCACCGCGCUCGGCAGGAUGCCAUCCGCGCUGCCACCACUGCCCGCUGCUGGGGGCUCAUCCUGGGCACACUGGGGCGUCAGGGCUCCCCCAAAAUCCUGCAGCACCUGGAGUCACGUCUCCGUGCCCUGGGCCGGCCCUAUGUGCGGGUGCUGCUGUCUGAGAUCUUCCCCAGCAAGUUGCAGCUCUUCCCAGAUGUGGAUGCGUGGGUGCAGGUAGCCUGUCCCCGGCUCUCCAUUGACUGGGGAGAAGCCUUCAGCAAGCCCCUGCUGACACCCUACGAGGCUGCGGUGGCUCUCCAGGACAUCGAGUGGCAGCAGCCUUAUCCCAUGGACUUCUACGCCAGCCAGUCCCUGGGGCCGUGGACGGCGAACCACGGCGGCACACAGCCCCCGCGCCGCGGGCGGCCGGCACAGGAGAAGCCACCCGACCCCCCCGCCCCGCCGGAGGGUGGGGAGAAUCCAAGCACCGGGGACCCCGCAGCCUCGUGAGGGCAGCCUGCACCCGGUCCUGCAGCCGCCGCGCUCCGGGACCCGGCGUGGGCAGGGCCGGGGGGGGCGCAGGCGCUGCCUCCCGCCAGGGUAAGCACCACCGGGGCACUCCUCCGGUACCUGCGCUGGAAUGGAUGCGGACGCACCCCGUAACUCGACGACACCGCUGCCCGCACGGACCGCCCCGUCUGCCCGCGGGGAGUGACUCCCUGCAAGGCCAGGCCGUGCUGCAGCCCCAGUAGCACCGGGGGUCCCGUCCCGACACUUCGGGACCGCCCCGUCUUCCCCUGCUCUGCGGCCUCCCGCCGC
This is a messenger RNA of Corapipo altera (White-ruffed manakin), 1606 nucleotides long. It is a transcript of the gene DPH1, whose product is annotated as diphthamide biosynthesis 1. Gene Ontology annotation, biological process: protein histidyl modification to diphthamide. The transcript is spliced from 12 exons. The record is from RefSeq and is a predicted model, not a curated record. NCBI's taxonomy places the organism in Eukaryota, Metazoa, Chordata, Aves, Passeriformes, Pipridae. Bases 20 to 1297 code for a protein of 425 amino acids. Gene Ontology annotation, molecular function: 2-(3-amino-3-carboxypropyl)histidine synthase activity.